CUCCACAAUGAUAAACCUUCCACUAGGAGCUGUUGGGGAGACCGCGCUGCAUCUGGCCGUGUUACACGACAACCUGGAGUCUGUGAAGGUCCUGCUGGAACAUGCCCCGCAGCUUGUCAACAUCCCCAUGACAUCUGACCUGUACAAAGGUCAAACAGCUUUGCACAUCGCUGUCAUGCGGCAGAACGUGGCGAUUGCUCAGGAGCUGAUCAGGAAUAAAGCGAAUGUGUGUUCGGCCCGGGCAGUCGGCACUUUUUUCCAACAUAAACCUAAUUCCUUCUAUUACGGGGAGCACAUUCUUUCCUUUGCCGCAUGUGUCGGUAAUGCCGAGCUGGUGCGCUUAUUGCUGCUACAUGGAGCCGAUGCUCAGGCGAAAGAUUCCCAUGGAAAUACCGCCCUCCACAUCCUGACCCUACAGCCCAACAAGAUGUCCGCCUGUCAGAUCUAUGACCUUAUAGUCGGCUACCACAAGGAGAAACAUGGACCAGGGCUAGAAGAGAUAUACAACCACAAUUACCUUACCCCAUUAAAGAUGGCCGCUCUGGAAGGUAACGCUGUGAUGUUUCAGCACAUAGUCCAGAAGAGAAGACAACUACAGUGGACAUUCGGCCCCAUAAGCUGCUAUCUCUAUGACCUAACUGAGAUUGACUCCUGGGAUGAUCCUCAGUCUGUACUGGAUUUGGUAGUUUCUGGGAAAAAAAGAGAGGCACGGAGGAUAUUGGACUUAUCUCCCGUGAAGGAGCUGGUCAACAGGAAGUGGCAGAGGUUUGGCCGGCCAUAUUUCUGGACCUUGGGUGCACUUUAUAUUGCCUACAUGAUCAUUGUGUCUCUAGUUUGCGUAAGCCGACCUCUCAAACCGAGAACAGACAACGCUACAAAUCCCAGGGAUAUCACUAUUAUGGUGCAGAAGACCCUAAAAGAGGCGUAUGUCACAUCUGAAGAUUACAUACGUCUAGCGGGAGAAAUCAUUAGCGUCAUAGGAGCUAUAUUAAUUCUAUUACUAAAGAUUCCGGACCUGUUACGUAUACGGGAAGCAAGAUUUCUGACCCAAGCAGUACAAGGAGGACCAUUUACUCUUAUUAUCAUCUCUUACCCAUGUCUGGUUGUGGUGACACUUAUUCUAAGACUAACCAACACCGAUGGAGAGGUCAUCCCGAUGUCUAUACUCUUAGUGCUGGGCUGGUGCUACAUCAUGUAUUUUGCCCGUGGAUUCCAGAUGCUUGGACCCUUUACCAUUAUGAUACAUAAGAUGAUUUUUGGGGACCUGUUGCGCUUCUGUUGGCUGAUGGUUGUGGUCAUUUUUGGAUAUACCACUGCCUUUUACAUCAUAUUCCAGACCGAGGACUCCAACCAGCUUGGACACUUCUAUGAUUACCCUAUGGCCAUGUUCAGCACCUUUGAACUCUUCCUUAACGUCAUCAACUCUCCAACAAACUACAAUGUGGACCUCCCCUAUAUGUUCCACGUUGUCUACUUCAGCUUCACCAUCAUUGCCAAUCUUCUCAUGUUAAACCUCUUGAUAGCCAUGAUGGGGGAUACUCACUGGAGGGUGGCGCAGGACAGAGACGAGCUAUGGAGAGCUCAGGUUGCCGCUACCACUGUUAUGUUAGAGAGGAAGCUCCCACGAUGUCUCUGGCCUCGAACCGGAGUGUGCGGCACUGAGUAUGGCCUAGGGGAUCAUUGGUAUCUUCGUGUGGUGGUGAGGAAGGACCUAAGUGAACAGAAGAUCCGCCGAUAUGUUGAAGCAUUCCAAGGACCUGAAGGGGAGCACCUUGAGAAGAACACUCACGAUAGCCUAAAAUCGGACAAAACAUUUUCCUCAACCAUAAAGCCUAAUCUUCCCAUCAUAAAGGUCACACAAGGGAAUGCACAUGAGCCAAAGACUUCACCAAUACGAAACCCACAAGUACAUGAGGACACAACUUCCAAGCCCAGUACACAAAAGACCUAUCUUGAGAUACCACAAAUACAUGUAGAACCACAAAGAUCACAAUUUCCAAGUCCCAAUCAUGAAACAGCAUCAAGAGUACGGACAGCUAGCGGCCGUGGGUGGCAAAUAUUGAGAUCAGUUCCUUUACACAAACUACAGGUACAAGUACAAGUACAAGCCAGUCAUGAUGGAGAGGAACAAAUACUCCAUGUCUGAACACUCGGCCUAAACAUUUGUGGUGGUCUCUUUUGAACCGUUUCUGGAGACACGAGUUCAAACCUUUUUCCCUAAGGAAAAACUUAACUCAAGGAGUUAAAUCUUGGUCUUAAUACAAAGACUUUUUGCUUUUCUACAUAUUUUGUAGCUGUUCACGACUAUUGGUCAUGGGAGAAACUUUGGACAAGAAGCUAAUGAUGAAGAAACGGAUAUCUGUCUUAGAAGCCAGUAUUAAAACUUCUUUUUUUUUAAGUAUGUAUUAAUCCUUGGAAAGCUGUGAUAUGAUAACCACAUUGCCCUGUUAUAAAGUUGUGUAUCACUGCUUAUUAACAGAUGAAGGAUUGUCAACUUGCUAAUAGGAAUUGCAAAAAUUAACCUUAACAAAAAUGAAAUUUAUUUUAUAAUAAAUGAAAU
Messenger RNA from Hyla sarda, 2560 nucleotides. Its product is annotated as transient receptor potential cation channel subfamily V member 6-like. Gene Ontology annotation, molecular function: protein binding; calcium channel activity. NCBI's taxonomy places the organism in Eukaryota, Metazoa, Chordata, Amphibia, Anura, Hylidae. Gene Ontology annotation, biological process: calcium ion import across plasma membrane. Gene Ontology annotation, cellular component: membrane. Bases 8 to 2146 code for a protein of 712 amino acids. The record is from RefSeq and is a predicted model, not a curated record. The transcript is spliced from 13 exons.